UAAGGAAAGGUGUGUCGUUAACACCAUAAAGAAUCGCUAUAACGGUAAGCUCUCCCUGUUUUCGGACUCUCCUUCGAAGACCGUGUUGGAAGACUGAUUUAGGACACCUGUGUACAAGGAAUGAAUUUUGGUAAACUCCCUCGGAUUCACGCUGAUAUACAUUGAACUUCAUUGAGCGCAUAACGGGUGUAUUGAAAUAGAAUGUCGGCCAUACCAAACACGGUGCCGGACCCUGAUCAGACCAUUCAAAGCGGAAAAGGGAAGGAAAAAGAUCGAGUGGAAAGCCCAAGAGUCAGGCGUCAGCGAAAAAACAGCCCAGAUCCGAGCAAAAGCUGUAGCGGAAACACUGCAGAAGAGCGAGAAGUUGAUAAAAAUCCCGAAAAUGAAGCACAGGAGAAUUCCGAAGAAAAAUCCAUAUCUCCGGAAAACUCGUCCUCAAAAGAGACCGAAGAUUCGGAGACAGACGAAAGGAAAUUUACCACAAUCACAAGUAACGGUUCGGAAUCAGAUAGGAAGGAAGACACUAAACAAGAAGGCAGCGUUACGGGCGAAGGAGCCAAGUUACAAGCUGAAGCAUCUAGGCUGAAAGACGUCUUGGCUGAUGUUGGGAAGUUCCUGCAGAGUGCCAACGUCUUCGUCAGGGAGGAAUUUCAUACGUUUCAGAAGAUGCCACUUAAAAGUUACUCUCCUCAGAUGAGCCGUCUUAAGGAUGUGGUGAAAACGAUUGUAAUGACAUGUCAACUCUUUGAUUCGGUUUCCUCUGAGUGUAACAAAGAGAUGAAAACGCUGAGACUCGCUGUUGAUGAAAUGGCGGAGUUUCUGAAGAAGGCAGUGAUAACGGAGGACUUGACGGUGUGGUUGGAUUUACCCCCAGAUGCAGAAGAAGAACAAAUGCGACUAGCCGAGGAGCGCAGAGCAGCAGAUAAAGUUCGACUCUCCAAAGCCGCCGAGGCAAGAGCGGAGGUCGCUAAAGCGACCACUAACAUUGUGGAGGCUGAGAAAUGUGCGGCAUUGGCAAACGUUGACCUGUUAGAGACCAUUGCUGAGGCCACGAGAGCAGAGGAGGAGGCCAAGCUGGCACUGAAGGCGGCCGAAGAAGCCAGGAUUGCAGCCGAGUUAAAGCUCAAAGCGGAAGAAGAAGCCCGGUGUUUGGCAGAAGAAAGAGCAAAGAAGAAGGCAGAAGAAGAAAAACGAAAAGCGAAAGAAGAGGAGCGUCAUCUUGCGGAAUUGGCGUCCAAGAAAGGAACUUCCGUGACGGAUGAGCGACUUGCUUACGCCCAGAAAAAGGCGAGGGAAGAAGAAGAAAAAAAGAAUCCUCGAAACUGGCCAAGAUUUAUUUACAGCAUUGAUCCAGGCGACUACGACCCUGGCGUAGGCUGUGUCAUUCGGGCAGUUGCCGGAAGUGUAUUACGCGACGAGAUCAUCGUGAACAGGGUCGACUCAUUGGCUGAUAUUGCGGUUCUGGAGGAAAGUGAGGAGUUAAUCAGCAAUGUGAUAGCUGUAUCUUCGGACAAAGAUAUUAGCACAGAGGAGCCGAUGUCCAUAUCUAUCCCUCAUUGUGGCCCACGGGGGCACACGUCACGGGAACCUGUCAUCAAGACGAUUGACCCCUCAGGCAAAUGGGUGGAAGUGCCUACCAAAGACAUCACCUUUGAGGAUAUUAGGGAACUUAAGUUUGUGGAAGCGCGUGUCCAUCGCCUCGGAACGUUCAUGGUGGUGCUACGACCAAAACGAGACCACCUGAUCUUCACGAAGAAAGGCGGUAAAAUAUCCUCCACCACUGACCCAAGAGUGACGCUGAACGUCAGGCCGGGCAUGUUUCGGGUCAAUGCCAACGUCACCUUAGAGGUUCAUCCUAUAGACAUGGCCCAGGUUUCCGAUGUGAAGGCUCGGUUUCCGUCAAACUGCUCAGACCUCCUCUCUUCCAGCCCCAUCGUGCGCUUCUGUAUUGCCAACCGGAAGCUUUCUAAGCCAAUCAAUGUGACAGUUCCUCUCCCGCCUUCGGCAUCUAGACCUCGACAGCGACCCGCCACAGCUGUGUCACGUGACAGAACGGACAGAAGCGACAAGCGGCCGUCAACUGCGAAAGCCAUUUUGUCGUCUGCGUCAUCAUUGCAGAAACAAGAAGAGGACAGCACCCCAGAAGAAAACCUGUAUCUCCUUUCGCGGACAAACUGCAGCGACCAGUGGUCAUUAGUUAACGGUGUCCCCUUGACGCACCAAAAGAACAAAGAUAUCGUUUCUUUCAGCAUGGUAGAUCCAUAUGAAAGGUUCAUGGUCAUUAGCACGAAAACGGCAGUGUCAGAACUACAGGCCGAGAAGAUCAGUGAGCGCAUAGAGGGCGCUCUUCGACAGAAGACAGUCUGUUUGAUUCUACGUCAGAAUAAUUCCGAUCCUGGUGACGUCGUGCUGGCCUGCACUUUGAUGAGCCAAUCAGAUCGCUUGUUACAACAACUGUCUGAAGAGGACUAUGACGAGGGACCGCCUCCAAGCAAACCGUUUAUUGUCAAGGAAGGGCAAAUAAUGGAGAUUCGCUUCCGAGGAAAUGUUCAAAGACAAAACAGUCAGGAGGGACUCAGAUUCGUUUACAACUCUCGGAUAAAAUGCUUGAUGCACUUUUCAGUGGAAGAAAUUGACAAAUUUGCUCAAAAGAGUUUUGAUUGCUAUCGUGGAUUUGCUCAAGUGUACACGAAAGUUUUGGUCCCUGUCCAAGAGCAAUCGGAGGAGGAAAAGGCGCGUAACAACCAUAUGCAAAGAAACACUGCCUGGGAAGAAGGGGAUACUUUACUGGGCGAGCUUUUGAUUAGUCUGCCGAAGCCUGAUCCGGAGCCACCCAAGCCCCUGAACACGGCGCCGGUCACUCUGAAGUCUGAAGGUCCUGUCGACGAUGAUGUCCUGAAGAGAAUCUCAGAGGAUCUAGGCGACGAGUGGAAGCGUCUUGCCCAGUGUCUCAACGUGAGGAAGAUGCGAAUCCAGGCUAUACUGCGACAAAAUCACAACAACGACACCCAGUGUUCCAUACAUGACAUGCUGUUAACCUGGGCAAAGAGGCUGCCUAGAUCCGUGAACAAGGUUGAGAUUUUAGCCAGUGCCCUGGUGUCUGUGGGACGUACGGACCUAGCCGAAGAUAUCCGAGGAAAGGACUACGACAUCAGGCAACAGCGCGCACAAAGUGCGAAAGACUCUCAUCUUCGCCGGGUGUUUGUGAAGAUAGCACAAGACGUCCAUGUGACAAAACAGUGGAAGGCACUGGCUAAGCAGAUGGGGCUAACCCUUGGGGAGAUCUCGCAGAUUGAGGAGUAUGUAGGGACGGGUCCUGAUAGGUGCCUCCAUGCCCUCCGCCACUGGCACAAUAAGAUGGGUAACAAGGCCACGAAAACAGUUCUCCUCAAACAUCUGAGGAUAUGCCGGUUUACGCAGGCUGUCAAUGUGAUUCAGACAGUGUCGUGAAGCUGACUUGGCUGUAUACUGCUGUAUGACGCAUAGAAUUACAGUGUUGUGAGGCUGACUUGGCUGUAUACUGCUGUACAGAGUAUAAAAUGGACUGUGUUGUGAGGCUCACUUGGCUCUAUUCUGCACAUAGAGCGUAUAGUGACAAUGUAUUGAGUCUGAAUUGGCUGUAUACUACUGUACGACGUGUAGAGUUACAGUGUCGUGAGGCUGACUAUGCUGAAUACUACACGUCUAGCGUAUAGAGAGACAGUGCCUUGAGGCAGUCUUGGCUGUAUGCUGCAUAUAUAGCGUAUAGAGUGACAGUGUCAUGAGGCUGACUUACAUAGCUGUAUUAUGCACAUACAACAUAAAGAUUAACAGUGCUGUGAGGCUGACUAUGGUGUAUAUUUGUGAAAACAGCGUAUAUAGUACCGUGAGGCUGAAAUGGCUGUAUACUGCACGUAGGACGUAUAGAGUUGCAGUGCCGUGAGUUGAAUUGGGCUGAAUACUGCACAUAUAGUGAAUAGAGUGACAGUAAGAGCACCUAAACCCAAGUUAUGUUCUUGAUAUCUAACUGGCUCAACUUUUAUAUUUUUUAUAUUUCAAAUGUCUAGUGCUACAAAAAUUCUUUUCGCCGCACCAUGAGUGAUUUGAUUCACUGUUUCGCUUCCUGUUUUCAUACAUCCCAGGUAUUCAGGCUAAACUGGUAUCCACGUGUGAACUGAUGAAACAAGCUACGUAUUGCAAGUCUUGUUCUGCUCCUACUAACUCCUGUCCGGCCGUACGUGAAAGGUCUUUCAGCAACCUGCGGAUGGUCGUGGUUCCUUGAGCUCUGAUCGGUUUUCUCCCACCAUAAUGCCGACUCCGUCGUUUAAGUGAAAUACCAAUCAAAUAAAUAAAUACUAACUCCUGUUAACUUUUGUUGUUAGGUAGUAGCUUGAACAUUCUAUUAAAUCAUAAUUAUUAUCCGUUCAUAUUUAAACAUGUCUUUACAAGCCGUAAGUAAUUUUAAAAAUAUCGUGGUUUUAUCAGUAUAUGACCCAAGAUAACAAUGACAUUUUCCUCACAAGUUUGUAAUGCGUGAACAUGAGAAUGUAACUACAUACGGAAAUAAAAUAUGAUCCCUAU
Liolophura sinensis is the source of this 4560-nucleotide messenger RNA. RefSeq names its product death domain-containing protein 1-like. The transcript has 13 exons. The record is from RefSeq and is a predicted model, not a curated record. Gene Ontology annotation, molecular function: protein binding. Gene Ontology annotation, biological process: signal transduction. Lineage: Eukaryota; Metazoa; Mollusca; Polyplacophora; Chitonida; Chitonidae. Bases 202 to 3450 code for a protein of 1082 amino acids.